This is a messenger RNA of Dinoponera quadriceps, 975 nucleotides long. RefSeq names its product 40S ribosomal protein S4-like (gene RpS4). Gene Ontology annotation, molecular function: RNA binding; structural constituent of ribosome. NCBI's taxonomy places the organism in Eukaryota, Metazoa, Arthropoda, Insecta, Hymenoptera, Formicidae. Gene Ontology annotation, biological process: translation. Gene Ontology annotation, cellular component: cytosolic small ribosomal subunit; ribosome. The transcript has 6 exons. The record is from RefSeq and is a predicted model, not a curated record. The coding region runs from base 122 to 910 and encodes 262 amino acids.
GCACCGUGUGAUUCCGAUCUUUGUAAUUAUUAUAUUGAUCCAACCAUCGCGAUUUCAAUUUUCUGACACGUGGUGACUGUAGAAAAGUAUUUAUCGUGCUCUUUCUGUUUAGAAGUACAAGAUGGCUCGUGGUCCGAAAAAGCAUCUCAAGCGUCUCAAUGCACCGAAAGCAUGGAUGUUGGAUAAAUUAGGGGGUGUGUAUGCUCCCCGGCCAUCCACUGGUCCUCAUAAACUUAGGGAGUCACUUCCCUUGGUUAUCUUCCUCCGCAACAGACUAAAGUAUGCCUUAACCAACUGCGAAGUAACUAAGAUCAUGAUGCAGCGGUUGAUUAAAGUUGAUGGAAAAGUUCGCACCGAUUCCAAUUACCCUGCUGGUUUCAUGGAUGUUAUUACCAUCGAGAAGACCGGCGAAUUUUUCCGAUUGAUUUACGAUGUGAAGGGUCGCUUUACCACGCAUCGCAUUACUGCGGAAGAGGCUAAAUAUAAGUUGUGCAAAGUGAAGCGCGUUCAGACCGGCCCCAAGGGUAUCCCCUUCUUGGUGACGCACGACGGUAGAACCAUUCGUUAUCCUGACCCGGUUAUAAAAGUCAACGAUACCAUUCAUCUGGAUAUUGCCACCGGAAAGAUCUUAGAUUCCCUCAGAUUCGAUUCUGGUAAUCUAUGCAUGAUUACUAGCGGAAGAAACUUGGGUCGUGUUGGUACCGUCGUUAGUCGUGAACGUCAUCCUGGCUCCUUUGAUAUCUGUCACGUGAAAGAUGCGCAAGGGCACUCCUUUGCCACGAGGUUAAACAACGUCUUUAUCAUCGGUAAGGGCACAAAAGCUUAUAUAAGUUUACCAAGGGACAAGGGUGUGAAGCUGUCGAUUGCUGAAGAACGCGACAGAAGAUUAGCUGCAAAGGGAGUAAAUUAAGUACAUUUAUUAUUAUAAGAAAAGAUUCAAUAAACCGAAGUUGCCUGGACAAUUCUUUUCACGAG